AUGAUGAAACCUUCCAUAGCUGAGCUGGUUCACAGAGGGAAGAUGCUGUGGAUUAUUCUUCUAAGCACAAUCGCUCUGGGCUGGACGACCCCGAUUCCCCUGAUAGAGGACUCAGAGGAAAUAGAUGAGCCCUGUUUUGAUCCAUGCUACUGUGAAGUCAAAGAAAGCCUCUUUCACAUACAUUGUGACAGUAAAGGAUUUACAAAUAUCAGCCAGAUUACCGAGUUCUGGUCCAGACCUUUUAAACUAUAUCUGCAGAGGAAUUCCAUGAGGAAAUUGUACACCAACAGUUUUCUUCAUUUGAAUAACGCUGUGUCCAUUAACCUUGGGAACAAUGCCUUGCAGGACAUUCAAACAGGAGCUUUCAAUGGUCUUAAGAUUUUAAAGAGGCUGUAUCUACAUGAGAACAAACUCGACGUCUUCAGAAAUGACACUUUUCUGGGCUUGGAGAGUCUCGAAUAUCUGCAAGCAGAUUACAACGUCAUUAAACGCAUCGAGAGUGGUGCAUUUCGGAACCUCAGCAAACUGAGAGUUCUGAUUUUAAAUGACAAUCUCAUCCCCAUGCUGCCCACCAAUUUAUUUAAGGCUGUCUCCUUAACGCAUUUGGACCUCCGUGGGAACAGGCUGAAGGUCCUUUUUUACCGAGGGAUGCUCGACCACAUCGGCAGGAGCCUGAUGGAGCUCCAGCUGGAGGAAAAUCCCUGGAACUGUACGUGCGAGAUCGUGCAGCUGAAGAGCUGGCUGGAGCGCAUCCCUUACACCGCCCUGGUGGGAGACAUCACCUGUGAGACCCCCUUCCACUUCCACGGGAAGGACCUGCGAGAAAUCCGGAAGUCAGAACUCUGUCCCUUGUUGUCCGACUCGGAGGUGGAGGCCAGUCUGGGGAUUCCCCACCUGUCAUCAAACAAGGAGCAUGCAUGGCCAACGAAGCCUUCCUCCAUGCUGUCCUCUGUCCAUUUUACUGCUUCUUCCGUUGAAUACAAGUCCUCAAAUAAGCAGCCCAAGCCCACCAAACAGCCCCGGACACCAAGGCCGCCCUCCACAUCCCAAGCUUUCUAUCCUGGUCCAAACCAACCUCCCAUUGCUCCCUACCAGACCAGACCACCCAUUCCUAUUAUCUGCCCUACUGGGUGUACCUGUAAUUUGCACAUCAAUGACCUUGGCUUGACUGUCAACUGCAAAGAGCGAGGAUUUAAUAACAUUUCUGAACUUCUUCCAAGGCCGCUGAACGCCAAGAAACUCUACCUGAGUAGCAAUCUGAUUCAGAAAAUAUACCGUUCCGAUUUUUGGAAUUUCUCGUCAUUGGAUCUCUUGCAUCUGGGGAACAAUCGUAUUUCUUACGUCCAGGAUGGGGCCUUCAUCAACCUGCCCAACCUAAAGAGCCUCUUUCUCAAUGGCAACGAUAUCGAGAAGCUGACACCGGGCAUGUUCCGAGGCCUACAGAGUUUGCACUACUUGUACUUCGAGUUCAACGUCAUCCGGGAGAUCCAGCCUGCAGCCUUCAGCCUCAUGCCCAACUUGAAGCUGCUAUUCCUCAACAAUAACUUGUUGAGGACUCUGCCCACGGAUGCCUUUGCGGGCACAUCCCUGGCGCGGCUCAACUUGAGGAAAAACUACUUCCUCUACCUUCCCGUGGCUGGUGUUCUGGAACACUUGAACGCCAUCGUCCAGAUAGACCUCAAUGAGAACCCUUGGGACUGCACCUGUGACCUGGUCCCCUUCAAGCAGUGGAUCGAAACCAUCAGUUCCGUCAGUGUGGUGGGGGAUGUGCUGUGCAGGAGCCCCGAGAACCUCACCCACCGGGACGUGCGCACCAUUGAGCUGGAAGUGCUCUGUCCCGAGAUGAUGCACACGGCACCAGCCGGAGCCUCCCCGGCCCAGCCUGGGGAGCCCCACCUUCCCGGGGGGCCGACGAGUGCAUCGCCCUAUGAGUUCUCUCCCCCGGGGGGCCCGGUGCCGCUUUCUGUGUUGAUCCUCAGCCUGCUGGUCCUGUUUUUCUCCGCCGUCUUCGUGGCUGCGGGCCUCUUUGCCUAUGUGCUCCGCCGGCGGAGGAAGAAGCUGCCCUUUAGAAGCAAGAGGCAGGAGGGCGUGGACCUCACCGGGAUCCAGAUGCAAUGCCACCGGCUUUUCGAGGACGGCGGGGGCGGGGGAGGUGGGAGCGGGGGCGGGGGCCGACCCCCUCUCUCCUCCCCAGAGAGCCCCCCGGUGGGCCACGUGUACGAGUACAUCCCCCACCCCGUGACCCAGAUGUGCAACAACCCCAUCUACAAGCCUCGCGAGGAGGAGGAGGCAGCGGCGGCCGUGGCAUCAGGGCAGGAGGCAGGGAGCACAGAACGCGGGGGUCCCGGGACACAGCCGCCCGCCAUGGGCGAGGUGCUCCUGGGGAGCGAGCAGUUUGCCGAGCCCCCCAAGGAGAACCCCAGCAACUACCGGACCUUGCUGGAGAAGGAGAAGGAGUGGGCCCUGGCCGUGUCCAGCUCCCAGCUCAACACCAUCGUGACGGGGAACCAUCACCACCCGCACCCCCACCACCCAGCCGUCGGGGGGGUGUCGGGGGUCGUGGCGGGACCUGGGGCAGACUUGGCUGGGUUCCGCCACCACGAGAAGAAUGGCGGGGUGGUGCUGUUCCCCCCCGGGGGAGGCUGCGGGGGAGGCAGUCUGCUCCUGGACCGGGAGAGGCCGCCGCCAGCCCCCUGCACGGUGGGCUUCGUGGACUGCCUCUACGGCACGGUGCCCAAGUUAAAGGAACUGCACGUCCACGCCCCUGGCAUGCAAUACCCAGACUUACAGCAGGAUGCCAGGCUGAAAGAAACCCUUCUCUUCUCGGCUGGAAAGGGCUUCACAGACCACCAAACCCCCAAAAAUGAUUACCUCGAGUUAAGGGCCAAACUUCAAACCAAGCCGGAUUACCUCGAAGUCCUGGAGAAGACAGCAUAUAGGUUCUAA
Messenger RNA from Myotis lucifugus (little brown bat), 2946 nucleotides. RefSeq names its product SLIT and NTRK like family member 3 (gene SLITRK3). Gene Ontology annotation, cellular component: postsynaptic density membrane; GABA-ergic synapse. Gene Ontology annotation, biological process: axonogenesis; regulation of presynapse assembly; positive regulation of synapse assembly. NCBI's taxonomy places the organism in Eukaryota, Metazoa, Chordata, Mammalia, Chiroptera, Vespertilionidae. Gene Ontology annotation, molecular function: protein binding. The record is from RefSeq and is a predicted model, not a curated record.